Macadamia integrifolia is the source of this 1562-nucleotide messenger RNA. Its product is annotated as F-box protein SKIP23-like. The transcript has a single exon. Gene Ontology annotation, molecular function: protein binding. Lineage: Eukaryota; Viridiplantae; Streptophyta; Magnoliopsida; Proteales; Proteaceae. The coding region runs from base 93 to 1319 and encodes 408 amino acids. The record is from RefSeq and is a predicted model, not a curated record.
UACAGUCAAAACCUUCCCUAUCCCAAUUUCAUUUUUUCCUUGGGAUUGCUGCACUCUCUAGUUCCCAGUCUUCAGGCAUCACCUAUUUGGCCAUGGAGACCCCUAACCUCACCACACAACCCAAGGCUGAUUGGUCUAAACUUCCAAACGACCUCUUCAACAUAAUUUUGGAGAGGCUACGUCCUAUCGAUCAUAUUCGAGUCAGCUGCGUUUGCAGCCCAUGGAGAUCCAUGACCCCUAAACUCCAUUUUUGGCUCAUGCUCCCCUGCAACUACUUCCAAAACUACUUCGCGAACUACGGAACCUGCUAUGACGACAGUAGAGAUGACCCAUUCUUCCUUGGCUUGGUCAAUCUUGCGGAUCCCGAUCAUGAGCUUCACUUGCUCCGGCUUGCAGAAGCUUCCGGCAGAUUGGUCUGUGGAUACACGGCUGGAUGGCUUGUCACUUUGCGAACCCAUGGAGACAUUCACUUACUAAAUCCCUUUACAAAAGCCCACCUUCAGCUUCCUCGGCUUACUUUUGAAUCGUUCCCUGAUAUACCCAAAAUUGAUGGUUUCUUGCGCCGCGUAUUUGUAGGUAAAGUCAUCGUGGGUCUUUCCUCAGAUGGGUCAUCAUCGUCUUCUUCUUCUUCUUUUGAAACUGAUGGUGUGGUUAUGGCCAUGUGCCUCAAACCUAAGAAAUUGGCCUUUUUUAGGCUUGGGAAAGACCAGAACUGGGCAAGUUUUGAAGGCUAUAGUGGGCCUUACAAAGACAUCAUCUUUCACAAUGGUCGAUUUUAUGCCAUAAGAAAUAAGUGCCAAGUUUUUGUAGCUUCUGGCCUGGAUGGUCCUUCUCCAACACUGGAGGCGGUUAUGAGAAUUCCCUGUUAUACCAUGGAUACUAAGUACUAUCUGGUGGAGUCUUCAGGGGAUUUGUUGCUGGUUAUAAGGCAUCCUGGAUGGCUACAGCGGUGCCACAACCAAACCAUUAGUUUCAGUAUUUACAAGAUAGAUGUUGGUGGAAGGAAGUUGGUGAAGCUUAAAAACAUAGGCAACCGUUGUCUGUUCUUGGACCGUAACAGUGCAUUCUCUGUCUCUGCCUCUGAUAUCCGUGGAUGUAAGGGUAACCACAUCUACUUCAUAGGUACAUGUUUUCAUGGUCAUACUAUGCAGUCAUUUGGGACUUAUGAUAGGGGAGUGUUCAACUUAGAAGAUAAAACUCUUGAAACUUUCAAUUUCUGCAAUGUUCGUGGUUUAUUUAUGUAUCCACCCAUAUGGUAUCCGCCAUAUAUCCAUGCUGGCGCGGUGGGUUGUGAUUCAGGAUGCUCUAGCACUUCUUAAGAAUGGGAUCCUGAGUUUGUUUUUCCAUUGCCAUAUCUAGUUUGGUGGGAGAUUUGAUCUUUUUGGAAGGAUUUUGGAGUUACCGUGAUGUUGAGCAUAGAUGGAACAUAUUUAUAUUGUAUUUCCUAAUUAUACUUCUGGUAAACCUAUUUUGGAUUUGUCAUAGUUCUGUGAAGCUUUCUUCUCUUUUGCUGUAUACUCUCAUCUUUCAGUUACAUUAUAGUGGAACUUUCUAUCCAUGUA